This is a messenger RNA of Cooperia oncophora, 1262 nucleotides long. NCBI's taxonomy places the organism in Eukaryota, Metazoa, Nematoda, Chromadorea, Rhabditida, Trichostrongylidae. The record is from the annotation of a GenBank genome assembly.
AUGGCAGUGUCUCGCUUGAAUAAUGCCAUGCUAGUUGUCGAAACUGACACAAAGCAACUUGCCGCUAGUCUGCGCACAAUAUCGCGACUUGCUGAUAAUAUCAGUGGUAAGGUAUCUGCUCUAGAUGUGGCCAAAACUCGUGUGGUAGAAUGCCUCCAACUUGCAGGGGAUAUGCAUGACCUCGGAGUUUGUAGUGAAGGUGUUGAUGAGUGUAUCAGCAAUGAAGACUAUGAACAAGCUGCUCAGCACAUCCAUCGCUUUCUCACACUUGAUCGGGCCGUUUUUCAGUUCAGCUCGAGUACGGUAGACAAAGAUGCUGGCCAAAACGUUUCGCACAGUUAUGAAGUGCUGACAAAUGCUACAGCACGACUGAAGGAAAUUUUAGAGAAAAAGCUGGAAGCUGCUGUUGAUGCGGAAGACAUACCGUCCAUGCAAAGAUUUGUAAAGUUGUUCCCGUUGAUUAACGAACACAACAGUGGCCUCACUCGAUUUGGAAAGUACUUAAGCAAGCAGAUUGCUAAGAUAGGGAAUGAUAACCUCAAGAUUAUGGAUGUUGGUGGAACGGACGACAAGAGAAUCAAUGUACUCUAUGCUGACACGUUAUUUUUGUUCUUUGAAGGUAUAGCAGCUUUGCUAGAGACGAAUCAGCCGCUUAUUGAAAGCUCAUAUGGCCCUGAUAAGCUGCUGGAUUUCAUAAACAUGCUACAGGUUGAUAUCGACCAAGUUGUUGGAAAAGUAAUCGAUGCGUUUGCGAAAAAACGACAGCUCGAUAAACGUCUGAAAGCAGUUCAGCGUCUUUUGCGAGAAGAUCGUCACAGCGAUAAAGGAGAGGAUAGGAUUUUAGUGGAACGAUUGGACGCCCUUGAAUUGGACAAAUUGUUAUCGGAAAUUUGCUUAAUGAAUACGCAUACUGAGAUGUACUGGAGAUUUGUUCGCAGGCGCCUCAAGGGAGCAUCCCUUGAAGCGGAUCAAGAAGAGUUUGUCAUGGUGAAUGGCGAUGAUUUUGGAGAUGAUGAAGAGAAGAAGAAACGCCUUGAAGAGGAGAAAUUGCGACGUAAGAAUGAGAGAGAAAAGAAACUCGAUCAGCUGCUAAAUCGUAGUCUUGUUGGCUCGAAAAUGCAGGAGUUGUUAGGUAACUAUCUGCUUCUGGAGCAGUACUAUAUGCAAGAAUCUGUACGUAAAGCAAUUGACAUGGAGGGGGGAAGCAUAGGCCACCGCAGAGUUCUGUUGUGGACGACGUGCUGUUUCUGGUCCGUAAAUGU